Molecule: messenger RNA, 576 nt
Organism: Penicillium manginii
Lineage: Eukaryota; Fungi; Ascomycota; Eurotiomycetes; Eurotiales; Aspergillaceae
Product: alpha/beta-hydrolase
Exons: 4
Coding region: 1-576 (191 amino acids)
Molecular function (GO): hydrolase activity
Source: RefSeq, a predicted model, not a curated record
AUGAACAGAGACCACCUGGAGAUCAUUCCACGGCCUGAACUGGACAUCUACCUAGACGAUACCUCAUGUCGUGCGUUAGCAGCGCAGAUUCCCGUGCUGGUGUUGAACGUUGAGUAUCGAUUGGCACCAGAGAAUCCAUUUCCAACUGGCUUCGAGGGUAUUUUUGAUGUCGUCCGCUGGAUUGCCUCUCACGGAUCCUCUCAUCUACCCAUCAACUUGCAGCGAGGAUUCAUUCUAGGUGACACAUCUGCCGGUGCUAAAUUUACUGCUGGCAUUGCCCAUCCUGCCGUGCAAGAAGGACUGGCACCAGCAUUGACGGGCCUGUUGUUCCUGGCAGGUGGCUUUUGUCACCCCAAUGUACGCCCAGAGGAGUAUCGUGAUCGAAUACUAAGUGUAGAUGAGAUCAAUGAUGUGCUGGGAUUUACGCGGAAAUCCAUUGACUAUUUCGCGGCCAAGUAUGGAGCUCCGCCGGAUGAUAAGCGUCUCUCGCCGCUUCUUUUUGAAUCGCAUGCCAAUCUGGCGAAGAGGCAUUGGCAGAAGGACUUGGUCGAGGGUGUUCAAUUCCUCUUGGAAUAA